Molecule: messenger RNA, 7376 nt
Organism: Pocillopora meandrina
Lineage: Eukaryota; Metazoa; Cnidaria; Anthozoa; Scleractinia; Pocilloporidae
Source: the annotation of a GenBank genome assembly
UUCUCGUGCUGUAUCGAUCUUAAGCUGGAUAAAUUAAUUUUACGAGCAUCCCCGAUCGUAUGGAAUCAAAAGGAAAACGGUAGGGCAAUCAUAUCAAAUAUUCAUUCAAGACGAGGCUCUUCGUUUCGAAUACAUUUGGCGACAAUCUUGACAAAAAAGUGUAUUCUAGCUUUGUUAUUGUUUAUCAAAGAAUGGUUCGGCAUUGUCUAGAUUUAAAAGUAAUAUUUACAAUCAUAUUUAAAGCAAAUUUGAUAAUGAGGUCAUCACUUGCGUGAUCAUUACGUUUAAAAACUAAUGAUUAUCGGUGAAGUAUAAUUUCACAGCCGUUUUGUCAAAUUUGUUUAAAUUUCCUCUACUCGGAUACUAAAAUACUAAAAAUCUCCUAGAUGCUGUACGCUACAUUUGCAAUACGAUAUAAGAAACGAUGCAGUACAUGUGCAAAUAGCAAUCUUGUAAGUUAUUCGGACCAAAAUUGUAAAUUAACGCAGUCAAAAUAUAUUUUUAAAUUAAAAAACAUCAAGACGGAAUACUUCCUCUGACAACUCUGACAAAGAUGAUUACUUUCCAACGUCGACUUUAGUUUGGAAAACUGCCCAUAGAGCAAACCCAUUUUCCGGGGUUUUCAGAUGAUAGCUCCAGACUGUAGUAACAAAUCCUGAAAGAACAAUGGAGAACGAAUAUUUGCAUGUUCCCAAGGAACUCAAAGGUCAUGUUAUUGGAAGGGGAGGACUAGUGAUAAAGGAGAUCAGAAAGAGUUCUUCGGCAAAUAUCACUUCAAGGAGCAGAGAUGAGGAAGGAUUUACUAUCACUGGAAACAGGGAACAAAUAACGCUUGCGAAGAGAUUAAUCUCAGAAAAAGUGGUAAGUAAUUUAAAACCUGGAACGAUUCCGUAAAUUUUCUGUAAAUGGAAGCAACUUUGAAGAGGACCUGCAAUUGCAUCAGGCCAUCCCUUAGUUUCAAAUUAAAAAAAUCCGUUUAAAAACGGGAAUGAUUCCGUAAAUGUUCACCGUACUAUUAAGGAAACAACUCUGGGAUGGACCUGGAAUUCCAUCCGGCUAUCCUUUUACUUUUACUUAAUCACACGACUGUUAGAUAAAUAGAAUAUUUCCCGAAUAAAAAUUUCAGUCCCUUACACUGUCUUUGACAACCACGAGUGGAAGCACAAGGAUGCCGACCUUGAGUCGUUAAUAGUUGUACAAUUUUCGACAAGUUUUUGGUAUCUCUGUAUCAUGAGUUGUUUUUCAUCUCGUGGGUCUUUGUUUUCUGUGGGAUUUUAACAGGAAGAAGUUAAGAGAAGGAAAACUGAAGGAUCUCCGGGUGAACUGGUAAAAAUUCCAGAUAAGUACAAAGGAAUCGUCUUUGGUGUGGGAGGCGAUACCCUCAAAAAAAUAAGCACACAGACUGGGGCAACGAUGAUUCGUAUAGAAGGAGAAUGUUAUAUAACGACUGGUACCAAGUCUCAAAGAGAUAUGACAAAAUUACGUAUUUGGAGUAUAGUGGUGAGUAUCACCUUAGAAUGUGGUCUACAGGUCAGUCGACAUGAUCAAUUCGAACUCACAACUUAACAUAAAAGUUUUCUGGAACAAUUGUUUGGUAUAUUUUUUUUACUCGUUGCCAACUGUUAAAAAAUAAACAAACAUCAUACUAUUUCGUGGGUAAAAUUCCAUGGAAGGAAAUUCUUUCGUCUUGUCUUUGCCAGGAAACGAAUUUACGUGAGCAAGUCAAGGGAUCUGUUCAUCAGCACGAAAUGUGCAAUCUAAUUGGUUCUCAGAGUGGUCUUAGAUGUAUAGCUGCAAUACAGGCCACGGAGAGGAUCGGUUCACGGAUAAACAAUGGUUGUGCAGAAAAUGAAUGAAAAGCCUGUUAGGCAAUUUUCCGCAGACUUAAGCUACAUUUUCCAGUGCUGACGCUCUCAUUUUUUAUAAUUAGUAAAACUGAUGGGUCAGUGCAAUCCUUAACCAUAAUCGUUAUAAUAUAUUUAUGUCGGGAAAAGAACUAAAUGUUGUGGACCUUGCACUGUCACAAUAUCCCACUGCUGGUUGUAAUGACAAUCCAAAAUUUAAGUUACCUUCUUUGAUUGCAGUAUAAGUUUAGGAAUGAUGUUUUUUGUCUUGUCACAAGCGUGAGACAAAGAGAAAAAAAUCAGAUCUUCGGGUUCUGCGCUUUGAUGCUCUACCACUAAGAGACUCCACGGUGAGCGAGGCUCAGUACGAAGUUCUUACAUAACACGCGUCCUGCAUACUACUGAGAUCAGCGAUGUCGAUAGCGUCAUGUUUGUAAAUAGAUUGAGAGAGAUGGUAAGCAGACACGCAGGACGCGUGUUCUAUAUGAACUUCGUAAUGGAUCUCGCUCACUUUAGAGUCACUGUGGCUUAAUGGUAGGGCAUCGGAGUGCGGCAUCCGAAAGAUCUGAGGUUCGAUUCCUCAUGGGGACUUAGAAUUUUUUACUUUGUCUCACACUCAUGACAAGACAAAAAAAACAUAUUUCUCUAUUUCUUUACCGGGCUCAAAACGUACCAUUCCUCUUACUCAAUAUAAGUAUAUUUUAACUCCUUGAUUAUUUUAUGUGAAGGCAGGGGCAAGACUAAGGGGAGUUGAAAAGCCUUGUAACAAGGUUUGUUGCUACAUCGAUGGCUGGAAUCUUCCAGAAAACUCUGAGUUAAUGCUGAAGCCUCAGAAUAGUUGGUUGGGUCUUCUGGAAAAGGAUGAACAUUAUCGACUGCUACCGACUGAGGAAUAUGAACCUCUGCAGGUUUGUUCAUUUUCUGAAGACGACAAUUCAACGGUGAAGACGAGUUUUUUAGGUUUUAUUUUUGAUUUUGUUUUUUGUUUUUGUUCUUAGCGGUUUUCGUUACUUUAUUUUUACUGUAUUGACGAUGAUGUCUUUGAUUUGUUUUGUGAUAUAGUUGUUAAGUUCCUUUUCUCAGUUAUGAUGUUUUCAGAUAUUUCUUAUAGUGUGCUUUAACAUGCUAGCACCAACCUUGAAACUAUCAUAUCCAUAAUCAUCAAUCUCUAUCAGUUGUCACUUUUCCAAGGUGGUAAAUUAGUAGCGCAGCUCUGAAAGAACAGAGCACUUAUUCGCCAUAAGUUAUAUCUGCAAUGAGUUAUAAUGGUGCAAACCCGUUACAGGUUAAAGGGAGAACCACCAACGACUAUUAGAAUAUACCAAUAUGAGUGGAUAGCGUUGAAGACGCGCUUUGAUUCGCUAGUCAAACUCUGGUUAUCCUUUGCUUUUUACCGCCGAGCAACUCACGCGGAAUUUGCGCUCGAAAAUGUCGUAAUCGUUGCGGAAUAGUUGAGUUAUAGUCAUCUUUUUGAGUUAUUUUUAUCUCACUGUUUAAGUAUAUAAGAAGCAACAAUUAGUCACAGUGUCGAUGGCUGGCAGAAGAUAUUUAUCGAGCCUCGAAGCGGCGAGAUAAAUAUCCCCCACUAGCCACCUCCACUUUGGUGAAUAGUUGUUAGUUAUUAGAUACAAUCAGUAAAAAGUUUUCCUCUGUUUUCUCUUAUCAAGGAAUCAAGUUGUAGUGAUAGCACGGCAUACGAGUUGAGACUAAAAGAAGAUGCUUUGGAAUCUCUGCGCAGAAUUAAAAGGGAAAAGGGGUUGAAGGCCGACAUGUGGUGUCAUUUUGGAAAGGUAGUGAUCCGCGGACCCGAUGAAGGUAAAGUUACUGAGUAUAAUUUGUUACAAAAGACUAUUACAGUUCUCUCUUUUUACGAGUAUUGACUCAUCAGUUUGAAAUUAUCCAUUCAACAUGAAUAAAUAUGUAAUAAACCUUAAUAAAUUGUCAUAAAGUCAAAUCUACUGCAGCUAUCUCCUAACUUUGCUGAUCACUUAUCUAAAUGAUGGUAAGAAUAAUGAUCAAAAUGUACUCAAAACUCGCUGGUGGCGUUCUAAUCUAUAAGAUCUGAAAUCCACUCCGGCUAAACCUGCAGAAGUAAAAUUUGAAACGCUCGAUUGAUUACAGCGGAGGUUUCAGAUGAAGAACAAUGGAGUAUUGAAGAAGCAACGAAAAAUUUCAACCUCAGGAAGGACAGGAUUACUGGAAAAUCGCAUUUAAGGAAGGUGUCAAUGUUGAUCAGCAAGUCUUAGAGAAAAACUUUGGUCAGAAAUACCGCAGAGAAUAUCAUGCAAGAUAUGACUUGACCUUCGUUGUGUCCAGUGGACACGAAUUGAGAGGCAAGGUACGUAGAAGGAUGGCAGGGAGGAAAAUUCAACCGGCUCAAAACUUGAUUUUAUACCCCAAUUCUUAAGAUUCUGGACCUACUGGUCUCUCAAAACUACGUACGUUUGGCUAAAUUCAUAGUUCACGGAAAACUAAAUCCACUUUUUAGUAGCCUUUAUAUAGUUCAGUUCAGUUACGCUCGUUUCAAAACUUACGAAGCUAUUUCAAACCCUUGGAUGUAAGCACCCACAUUUGUUUGGCUGCAUGAUUGCGGAAUGACACUUGAGAUGGUAACCCAAAGCAUGAAUUACGGAAUUUAAGAUGAAUCUAGUGAUAAUCUUGUAUCCACUAAUAUAAAAAAUGUUUCACUUGAAGUAAUUGGGCCGUUACGUUAUUAGUUUUUAUGUCACCUUCAUUAAAUAAAGACAUCACUUACUUACUUACUUACUUAAGUACUGUUAUGUAUAACAGAUAUGGGUACUGAACAAGGACUCUGACAAAGCAGUGAAAGAGAAGGCAGUCCCCUUUAGCGACGUCAAAAAUAUAUUGGAGGAAAUUUAUUUUGAAGAUGAAAAAACACGCUCAAGGUGUCGAGGAUGGCUGGCCCUUCCAUCUCGCAGAUUUCUACAGGCUGACAUUUUGUUUCCUGGAAGCGAACUUGAUUGCAGAAUAACUUUACGGAAACGAAAUGGUGAACUUUAUUUAAGUAACUUUAUGUAUUUAAGUCAUUCACUCUUUUUUUCAGUGAUCAAUAAUAAUUUAAGCUGCCAAAAUUUAGGUAAUCAAACGUAAAAUGCGUUUUUAAAAGCUAUGUCUGCCAUGAAACAUAAAGUACCCGUUGGGAGUACUUCGUCAUUUCACGCUGUAUAAGCGUUAUCAGGAACACGUCCUGUACUAAAUUUCAGUUUGCCGGUCCGUGUAACUUUGAACUCUCAAGGAGUCAAGUUUGCUAGUUGGUUAUUUUUGCCAAUAAAUCUACCAAUAAGUAAAUAGAUAAAAUAAUGAAAGUACUGGAUGAAUGUAAAGAACCAUAAAUGUUUUUCAAACUUCUGAUCGAAAUUAAUGCCACAACGUACGAAACUUAAAAUACCAUUUAAAAAAUGCAGAUCACCUCAGAUUUAAAUAAAACAUUGCUUUUCAGUAGAUGAUGCAUGCUCUUAGCCUUGUUUGUUUAACUUGGCCAAAGACAUAACAAUCAUGUUUUUCUUUUAGAUGAUGCCGUGUCUACCGAUUAUGCUGAUCUUGACGAAAAUGAAAGACAAGCUCUGUUAUCAUAUCUGUCCAAGCUAACUUUUACGUUCACGGAAGACGAUGAAGUAAAUGGACCAAAUCUCCCCGCCGAUGAAACUUUGUCAAAGGAAAUAUUUCUACGUCACAGACGAUGUUCUCAUCGAACUGUGUUCGAACCACAAGCUGGAUUUUUCGUUAUCCUUUCUAAGGAGAUGUCGUUAUCUUACGAUAUAGAGGAAAAAGAGGAAAGAGAAACGGUACAAAAAUUAUGAUGGUCAUCAUUAUUGUGACUAGCAUCCUCGCAUAUUGAAUCAGACACACGCAAUUUAUACACUUGUAAUGAAAUAAAUAAUCGCUUUCACGAGUAAUCGCAGUGUCCAUUUUGGCCAAUCAAGGAAAGUUUCAAUUUUCAAUGUUUUGUUGACAAAAUUUAUUUUCAGCAUGUAAACCUAUGGCUAUUUACUGAUAAAAACGUUUUUUUUUGCAGGUCGAUCUGCAUCUACACUGCAAAGACUGGGACGAACAAUUAAAGAAUGAAAAUUGGAAACCUGAAGACAUCGUUGCGAAGUUAUCUGAAUUUCUUCAAUUUGUUAAACAAGUUCAGAGUCUUAUUUGCAGUGAACUGCGCCGCAGCAACGAAGAAGCUUGAAAAUUUAAUCAGCUUGUUAUACGAUGCAUCAAAUCACGGGAUCAUCGACAACUGUAAGCUGUUCCUCCAUGAGAUACUUUUUUUCCUCAUGAGGAUAACAUAUGGGAGAAAGUAAUUGCACCAUAAUUAAUACUUCAUCAAUCAAUUAUUUGAUCGAAUGUGAUUUGUAUCUUCCAUGACUCAUACUGGCGCGAAUAAGAGUAAUAUAUUCUCUGCUAAAGUAAUUCUUUACCAGUGCACCAGGUCUCUAAUCGACAAAUGAAUUCAACGAUGGUCUUACUUCAUUCUCCCGUGAUCUAUUACUGAACAGAAGCAGGGCAACAUGACGAAGUAAAAUGUUGUUGAUGGCGAAACAUACUAUGCGGCUGCAUCAAAAUGCGUGUAAAGUUAAGCUUAUCAUACAGUCUAUACCUAGCUAAUUCAGUACAUUGCCCUUUCUUGAUUUGACCAUAACAGAGUAAUUAAACCUCAUUUCGCACAUGUAUGUUUGUUGAAUCCUAACUAUCCUACGUUUAUGGUAUGGUCUUUGGCGCGUAGACAUGCGCAGUCUAAUAGACUUUAUCAGCGAAUAUCAUGAAGGGCGAGUCACGCAGGGCAAAAUGACAACUUCCGUGUUUGUUUAAUGUAAUAACGAAGUAAAAUGUUUUUAAUGGCGAAAUAUGCUAUGCGUCUGAGUCCAGAAGAUCAUUGUUAAGAUACAAUCAAAGUGCGUCACCCCAUAAAUUCCUGGUACACUCAGUGCUUUUACCUUUCUCAGGCUCUCCAAGCAUAUAAACAAUGUAACAAUGAAAAGGUAUCUGCGUGGGACAAGCUUGAGAAAUAAUUGAGUGUCUUAAACCAAUAUUUACGGAAAACAAAGUCUCUAUUUCCUGGAAUAUAGAUAGAAUAUACCAAUACGUCACAAUGGAACAUGAGGUCUUAGUGACUGUGUAUGUCUCGUAGCAUUGACUAUACACCUGUUGUAAAAUUGACAAACCAGGUUAAUUUAAAAAGUUUUAAAAACUUCACACAAAACUAGUUUCAAGUUCAGUAAGGAAAGAAUGUUUAUCCAAGAGUAUAAUGAGGGCAAUAAGGCCCUGAGCUUCGUCACGAUUGUAUUAAAUUGCUUUUGUUAGAUAAUUUGUACGUGUUCUGAUUUAAACUGUUUCAAUUUAUGCAUUAUACGGUAUCGUGACUAGAAAAAAAAUUGCAUCAUGUCACUGUGGUAUUUUGGUCGCGCGACAUCACAAUAUGUAGGUAUGUUGGUUAUAAACACUCUAACGGAUCUGUUCAUGUUUUCCUUCAGCGGCAUAAUAAGAAACAUUAAACUGUUCUAAUAGGGCCUUGAACUGCUG